This is a messenger RNA of Prorocentrum cordatum, 669 nucleotides long. The record is from the annotation of a GenBank genome assembly. Lineage: Eukaryota; Dinophyceae; Prorocentrales; Prorocentraceae.
AUGAUGAUGUUCUUAAGCACGGCUAUUCUUAGCAGCGGUUACGCAACAACGUUUUACUUGGCUGAGUACGAAUGGUCUCAUAGGAUCCAGGGGGUGCGCGAGUACCUCCAUGCUGGAGCUAAGAUGGAGACAGAGGGGGCCACGCAAGAAGGUAAUACUUCCCAAUCAGAAGAUGAGGCACAUGGGGAAUCGAAGAGCGCUUCACCCCGAAAGCCACAAUCACAUGGGGACAUGAUAAGGACCGCUCUGGAUACGUUCAAGGAUUUCACGACCAUGCGGAAGUGGAGCGCCAACGCCUUGUGGGGCUCCUUCGCCUCCAUAGUGUUGGCGGCAAUUUCCAAGUGCGCCCACCGGAGCGCCGCUAAAAGUGAGGACUGGAUACUCCCUUGUUGGCAGAGCGCGAUAUUCUUCGGUACGUAUUGCUUGUUCACGGGGUCCCUAUACGUGGCGGGCUUCAAGUCCGACGACGUGAAGGUGUACGUGGUGGCAUCAGGGGUUGGACUGGCCAUUAGCUCCAGCGUGGCUUGUUUUCACGACCCCGGUUUUGAUAUGCCCCGAUUCGUUUGCACGUCCGUCAUGCUAAUCGGUCUCCUCGCCAUCGCAAACACAGUGAGAUUGUUCCGCGGUCAUUUCGCGCCCUUGGUCGAGCAUUCGCCUUUCGAAGCCUGA